AUGCCCCGCCGCGACGCCGCCACCUGCGCCUCCCUCGUCUCCGCUCUCUGCCGCCUCGGCGCGCCCCUGGACGCCAUCCGCGCCUACAUGGACAUGCUGACCCAGGAUGCCGACGACGAGGACGGUGGCCUCCGCCCCAACGAGUUCACGGCGGCCGCUCUCCUUCAGGCUUGUGGGCUAGCCAAGGUCGCGAGGCUAGGGAGGAUGGUGCAUGGCCACCUCGUGACAAGUGGGUUUUGCUGUGACCCGUUUGUUGUUGGCUCGUUGGUCAAUACGUACGCCAAGGUUGGGGAUGUGGUGAGCGCAGAAAAGCUGCUUCUUGGAAUGGAUUCCAGGGAUGUGGUUUCUUGGACUGCCCUGCUUUCAGGGUGCGUGCUUAAUGGGAUGCUAGCAGAAGCUCUCAAAGUGUUCGUCAUGAUGCUGGAGGAUAACGUCCUUCCCAACAACGUUACAAUGUUGAGUGUUAUUCAGGCGUGCUCUUUGAUGGGAGAGUCAGGAUUGUUCAGUUCAUUGCAUGCGCUUGUUGUUCGCUUGGGGCUCGAGAAUGAUGUUUCAGUGGUGAAUUCUCUCAUCAUAAUGUAUGCUAAGAAUGGAUUUGUUGAGGAGGCCACAGGUCUUUUUGAGGAUUUGUACCUGAGGAGAGGAGAUGUAUGCCCUAAUUCUGAUGUUCUUUCUGCGCUUCUUUUUGGCUGCACUGUUUCAGGAUCCUUGAAGUAUGGAAAGGGAAUCCAUGCGCACUUGAUUAAAAUGAAUGAUUUGCCAAGCAUUAGCAUCGAAAACUCCCUGAUGGGCAUGUAUGCUAGAUUUGAGCAAGUUGAUGCAGCAUAUGUGGUGUUCAAAGGUAUGCAAAUUAAGGAUAUUGUUUCGUGGAACACCAUGAUCUCAUGCCUGGCAAAGAGUGAUCAUGUGGAUGAAGCCUUGGAGCUUUUUAGUAUUCUUCAUGGUGGUGAUGGACUUGUGCCUGACUUUGUCACUGUCUUGAGCGUAGUGCAGGCAUGUUCUAAUGCUGGAUUACUGCAGCAAGGGCAGAUGCUCCAUGGAUACAUUAUAAAGUCUGGAUCUUUGUAUGAUGUCUCAAUCUGCAAUGCCCUGAUAAGUAUGUAUGCUAAGUUGGGAAGAAUUGAUUUCUCUGAGCAGAUAUUUGAGCAGAUGGAUAUUAAGGACAUUGUUUCGUGGAACUCAAUGAUCAAUGCUUAUGGUAUUCAUGGAGAUGGGCUAUCAUCUCUAAGGAUUUUUAAUGAGCUGCAGGAUGAUGGAACAUGUUCACCCAAUGCUAUCACAUUUUUGAUCUACUUGGAAGAUCUGGGAGGUUUGCUGAGGCAGAACAAUUUAUCAGAAACAUGCCUGUUCAUCCCAAUUCAUCCAUUUGGGGACCUCUUCUGGCUGCUUGCUCUCUUUACGGGAACAUUGAUCUUGCAGAAAAAGCUGCUAUAG
Molecule: messenger RNA, 1434 nt
Organism: Oryza sativa Japonica Group (Japanese rice)
Lineage: Eukaryota; Viridiplantae; Streptophyta; Magnoliopsida; Poales; Poaceae
Source: RefSeq, a predicted model, not a curated record